Messenger RNA from Thyridium curvatum, 1215 nucleotides. RefSeq lists its product as uncharacterized. The record is from RefSeq and is a predicted model, not a curated record. Lineage: Eukaryota; Fungi; Ascomycota; Sordariomycetes; Thyridiales; Thyridiaceae. Bases 1 to 1215 code for a protein of 404 amino acids. The transcript is spliced from 2 exons.
AUGCACGCAUCGCCUUCUCUCAAGGCCGCCGGCGCCCUGGCGGCCGCCCUGCUGCUCGGCACCGCCUCCGCCGCGCCCCGGAUCGCCGUCCCGACGCUGGCCCCUCGCGCCGACCCGACGGACCUCUGGGUCACCGUCGACGAGUCCGGCAAGCCCGUGACGGUGACGCCCGUGCUGACGACCAUCAGCGGCACGCCGACCGUCGUCUCGGCCGCGCCCCACGAGAUCACGGGCACCGUCUUCACGCAGACGGACAACGGCAACGUCCGCACCUCGACGGGCGACGCGCCCCCGCCCGAGGCCACGGGCAAGGACGGCAGCGGCGUGUUCCCCGUCUGCAAGAACGUCGACGGCGCCAACGCGCCCUUCUGCCAGCCCGAGAAGGGCGACACGCUGACGCCCGGCAAGACGUACUAUGUCACCUGGGACCCCAAGUUCUUCAACGGCACAAACACCACCGUCGUCGUCACCGGCUCCUACAUCAACGACACCACGGGCGCCAUCCUCAGCCAGGCCUUCUCGUCGGACAAGAUGGCCGCCGGCUGGGGCUUCUACGCCUGGUCCGUCGACAAGGCCAUCAUGCAAGGCGGGAACCCGACCAACGUGACCCUCGUCAUCAACGCCCUGUCCCCCGGGUCCCAGGCCAUGAACCCCUUCGCGGGCCCCACGGUGCGCGUCGCCAACCCGGAGCCCUACCGGCAGCCGCCGCCCAAGGCGCCCACGGGCCCGGCCCUGUACAUCGGCCUGCCCACGAUCCUCGGCUUCGUCGCGCUGUGCCUCAUCGGCACGUGCAUCUGGAACCGCAAGACGCGCCGCAUCAGCCUGGGCAACAUCAUGAGCCGCAGCCGCCACGGCUACGGCGCCGGCAAGUCGCGCGCCCAGCGCCUCGGCCUCCGCUCCAACCGCAAGAACAACAACAAGGACCAGUCGAUCCACCUGAUGGAGCGCGAGGUCGGCAACGGCAACGGCAGCGGCGGCCCGCGCUACCGCGACGAGGACAUGCACGCCGCCCCGGCCCAGCAUGAUGAUUGGGACCUGCCGCGGCGCGACAGCGACGCGCUGGGCAGCCUGGCCGGCACGCCGACCGAGGACCGCCACAUGGACUUCCGCCGGCCGGGCGCCGGGGCGGCGGCGGCGGCACCGCAGAUCCCCGCGCAGAACACGGGGAAUGCGUUCCGCGACGAGAUGAACCGGCAGCAGAGGGAGCGGGAGUAA